Galeopterus variegatus (Sunda flying lemur) is the source of this 1329-nucleotide messenger RNA. RefSeq names its product AU RNA binding protein/enoyl-CoA hydratase (gene AUH). The record is from RefSeq and is a predicted model, not a curated record. Gene Ontology annotation, biological process: fatty acid beta-oxidation. Gene Ontology annotation, cellular component: mitochondrion. The transcript is spliced from 11 exons. NCBI's taxonomy places the organism in Eukaryota, Metazoa, Chordata, Mammalia, Dermoptera, Cynocephalidae. Gene Ontology annotation, molecular function: enoyl-CoA hydratase activity. The coding region runs from base 1 to 915 and encodes 304 amino acids.
AUGCGGGAUUCGUCUUCUCAGGCCUUCUCGAACGCCGUGCACUCGUUGGCGGGCCGGCGGGUGGGCCCGGCGACCUGGGCCUGGGGCUGGGCGCCCGCGGCCGGGGGUCCUGGCCCGAGGAGGGGCUUCAGCUCUGAAGUGAAGACGGAGGACGAGCUGCGGGUGCGGCACCUGGAGGAGGAGAACCGAGGAAUUGUGGUGCUUGGAAUAAAUAGAGCUCAUGGCAAAAAUUCACUCAGUCUAAAUCUUAUAAAAAUGUUGUCAAAAGCUGUGGAUGCUUUAAAAUCUGAUAAAAAAGUGCGGACCAUAAUAAUCAGGAGUGAAGUCCCAGGGAUAUUCUGUGCUGGUGCUGACCUUAAGGAAAGAGCCAAAAUGAAUUCCAGCGAAGUUGGUCCUUUUGUCUCCAAAAUAAGAGCAGUGAUUAAUGAUAUUGCUAAUCUUCCAGUGCCAACGAUUGCAGCAAUAGAUGGACUUGCUUUAGGUGGUGGUCUUGAGCUGGCUCUAGCAUGUGAUAUUCGAGUAGCAGCUUCUUCUGCAAAAAUGGGCCUGGUUGAAACAAAGCUGGCAAUUAUUCCUGGUGGAGGGGGGACGCAGCGAUUGCCACGUGCCAUUGGGAUAUCCCUGGCCAAGGAGCUCAUCUUCUCAGCACGUGUGCUCGAUGGCCAAGAAGCCAAGGCAGUGGGCUUGAUCAGCCAUGUUCUAGAACAGAACAAAGACGGGGAUGCUGCCUACAGAAAGGCUCUGGACCUAGCAAGAGAGUUCUUACCUCAGGGACCUGUUGCAAUGAGAGUGGCAAAAUUAGCAAUUAAUCAGGGGAUGGAGGUCGAUUUAGUAACAGGGUUAGCCAUAGAAGAAGCUUGUUAUGCUCAGGUCCGCUAUAUGCCUCAGCACAUGGAAUCUCAGCGACCAAAGUGAAGAGCAAAUUGUUCAUGUAGUGUAUUAAGCAUCUGGAGUGGACCCGUGUACUUCAUUCAAAUGUGUAAAUGUCAUAUUCAUUCAUAUUUAUAAAGCUAGUAGUGUAUAUUGUCAGAAUUGGGUAUACAUUUAAAAAUAUUUCCUGUGUAUGAAGCUUCUGUUCUUAAUUUUUUAAUGUGAAUAAUUUAUAUAUUGCAUAUUCUAGGAAAUAAUAUUGAUUGUAUGUCUACUGUGCUCCAUUAAGAAAAUAAAUUAUUUCUGUAUACCAAAAAUGUGAAGUUAUACCAAAUAAAGUUUCUAAGUGAUUAUAUACAUAGGAACAGACGCACAUAUAUACAUCUCAACCUGAAAAAUGAAUUGAUAGAUAUUCUGAGUGAAAACUACCUAACAUAAAUAAAAUUAGUGAAAAACAAA